Danio aesculapii is the source of this 5708-nucleotide messenger RNA. RefSeq names its product kelch-like protein 29. NCBI's taxonomy places the organism in Eukaryota, Metazoa, Chordata, Actinopteri, Cypriniformes, Danionidae. Gene Ontology annotation, molecular function: protein binding. The record is from RefSeq and is a predicted model, not a curated record.
AGGUGCCGUGUGAUUUAGAGCAGAAGAGUGUGCCGAUUUAUCAUAUGAUGUGCAUCGAUCAGAGACGCUGUGUGGUGGUUUUCUGCAGCUCCUGGUGAGCAGAAGUGUCUCUGGUUCUCUGUCAUGAUGUCUCGGUAUCAUCAACGGUUUGAGCGUGAUUUCCGAGGCGUGUGGGAACGAAGGGAGCGAUGCGGCUCCAACGGCAGCUGCGGCGGGACGGUUAACGGCUGCGUCUCCACUUCCGCCUCCACUGCUAACAACCGUCCCGGCCUCCUGCCUCUGCCUGUCAUCCCGUCACUGCUGCCCACUCCGGCCAGUUGCACCACCAGCACCGCCAGCAACGAAAUCACCUGCAAGAGAUUGAGCCUCACCUGCAGCACAUCCAGCACCAAGGUCUCUGGACACCCGACGGCAGACACGCAGGCUCAGGGCCAGGUUCUGGCUAAUAGCGUCCGGUGGGGACAAACACCCAUUAACCAGUCCACGCCCUGGGACACAGACGAGCCACCCGCAAAGCAGAUGAGGGAGAAAGAUAUCGCAGCUCCUCUAUGGCCUCCACAAGUGUCCGCUACAGUCAGUCAGGCUGGCUUGUUGGCACACACGUUCACCCUGCCGCAGCCUCCAGUGUACAGCCAGUGCGCCACCGUCCAAACUCCCAUUAUUGGUGUGACCCCGGCGCUGCAGACUCCUCACCCUCAGUUACCCGCUCACUUCCAGCUCCCGCAGCAGCCUUCACAGCCCAUGUCCAGCAUGGUGCUCAACGUCCAGAGCCAAACGCUUGCGGUCGGUGGGCUUCCACCGAUGCCCAGCAUCUGCCAGGUGGCGCAUCCCGUCCACACGGUGGUGGGUAAUGGUCACCUGACUCAUCCUAUGGUGCAAUCCGCCGCCCUGACCUGCUCCACGCUGCCAACAAACGGACCUUUAACAAACGGCCUGCAGGAAACAUGCAGUAACGGCCUGCAGAUGCUGAGAACGGUCGGGUUGGGGAAAUAUGAGUUUACAGACCCCUGCCAUCCCAAAGAAAUGUUGAAGGAAUUGAACCAGCAGCGGAGAGAGAAAGAGUUUACAGACCUGAAAAUAAUUGUUGAAGGCAAAGAGUUUGAAGUCCAUCAAAAUGUUCUAGCUUCCUGCAGCUUGUAUUUCAAGGACAUGGUGAAAAGGUUAUCAGCAGAGAACAGAAGCGGAGAGAAGUUGCAGCUUUCGAUGAGCAACAUCAGUUCAGAUGUUCUGGAGCUUCUGCUGGAGUUUGUUUACACCGGAUCGCUCAUCAUCGACUCGGUCAACGCCAAAACCCUCCUGGAGGCGGCCAACAAGUUCCAGUUCAGCACUUUCUGCAAAGUCUGCGUCUCUUUCCUGGGUGUAGCGGAGGUGAUUGUGCUGGUGGGCGGUCGGCAGGUGGUGGGGAUGAACCAUCGCUCUCUGACAGCCGUCACCUGCUUCAACCCCCAGAACAACAAGUGGUACCCGCUGGCCAGCCUGCCCUUCUACAACCGCGAGUUCUUCUCGGUGGUCUCGGCGGGGGAUAAUAUCUACCUGUCAGGAGGUGUGGAGUCUGGUGUGACGCUGGCAGACGUCUGGUGCUACAUGUCUCUGCUGGAUAACUGGAAUCUGGUGUCUCGGAUGACGGUCUCGCGCUGCAGACACAACAGUGUGGUUUAUGACGGCAAACUCUACGCCAUUGGAGGACUCGGAGCGGCCGGAAACCUGGACAAUGUGGAGAGGUACGACACCAUCACUAACCAGUGGGAGAUGGUGGCUCCUUUGCCCAAACCGGUUCACUCUGCAGCGGCGACCGUCUGUGGAGGGAAGAUCUAUGUGUUUGGAGGAGUGAACGAAGCUGGCCGCUCUGCUGGAGUUCUCCAAUCAUAUGUGCCUCAAACCAACGCCUGGAGCUUUAUUGAGUCGCCUAUGAUUGAUAACAAAUACGCCCCGGCUGUGACUCUGAAUGGUUAUAUCUUCAUCCUGGGAGGAGCGUAUGCCAGAGCCACCACCAUCUACGACCCCGAGAAGGGAAACAUCAAAGCAGGACCCAACAUGAACCACUCCAGACAGUUCUGCAGUGCGGUGGUCCUGGACGGUAAGAUCUUCGUGAGUGGCGGCAUCGUGAGCAGCGAAGGUCCGGCGCUGGGAACCAUGGAGGCCUUGGAUCCCUGUGCCAAUGUGUGGACGCUGCAGCAGAGCAUGCCAUGCCCGCUCUUUAGACACGGCUGCGUGGUUAUUAAGAAGUACAUUCAGAGCGGCUGACGCUGACACGGAGGAACACAACCCGUCUCUGGCACACCGGACACCCACUUUUUUUUUUCCCACACAGGCCAGGAUUAGCAGUGCUGAUGCCGAAGCCUCGCUCACUUUCUGACACACACUGGGAAUGUAGAAGCUAAUCUUCCCUGCCGGCGCAAAACAGGCCUUCGUGUAAAAUAGUGCACCUGACAGAGCUGUCGUUCAUGUGUGUCGUGGCUCUAGCCUUAAUGCUCUGUGGCCAUGGGGAUUUUUACAUACAGUUGAAGUCAGAUUUAUUAUCCCUCCUGUGAAUUUUUUACUUUUUUUUUCUAAAUGGUGUUUAACAGAGCAAGGAAUUUUUCUCAGUAUUUUCUGUAAUAUCUUUUCUUCCGAAGAAAGUCUUAUUAGUUUUAUUACGGCUAGAAUAAAAGCAGUUCUUAAUUUAUUUAAACCAUUUUAAGGUCAAUAUUAUUAGCUCCUUUAAGCAAUAUGUUUUUUCGAUUGUUUACAGAACAAACAUCAUUAUACACUUACCUAAUUACCCUAACUUGCCUAAUUAACCUGGUUAAACCUUUAAAGGUCACUUUAAGCUGAAUACAAGAUCCUUGAAAAAUAUCUAGUCAAAUAUUUACUGUCAUCCUGGCAUAUCUAAAGAAAUUAGAUAUUAGAAAUUAGUUAUUAAAACUAUUAUGUUUAGAAAUGUGUUGAAAAAAUCUUACUAAACAUGAAUUGGGGAAAAUAUAUACAAGGGGCGAAUGAUCCGGAGGGCUAAUAAUUCUGACUUCAGCGUAAAAUGUUUUGGCAUUGUCACCGUUUUAAUGUUUAAAUUCAUUUUUCUGUAGAACGGGUGGGCAAACUCGGUCCUGGGGGCUGGUGUCCUGCAGUGUUUUGCUCCAACACUAAUCAAAUACACCUAAACAUGCUAAGCAGUGUCUUGAGGAUCACUAGAAAGCUCUAGGCAGAUGUGUUUGAUUAGGGUUGGAGGUAAACUCUACAGGACACCGGUCCUCCAGGACCGAGUUUGCCCACUCCUGCUGUAGAAUGACACCGUCUGGUUUCAGUAAGAGAUAUAAUGGUUCACUCAGUCAUAUAUUAUUUCAUUCAGAAGCCUUUUUCAAUAUCGUAUGGAGCAAAGGAACAAGAUACACUGUAAAAAAGAUCUGUUAAUUAACAGCUUCUGUAUUUUGUGAUGUUUUCUGUUUGAUUACUGUUGUGAAUUGCAUUAUGGGAUGUUGAUCUCUGCUCUGUUGACUUUUGAUGUUGUAAAUUUAACUCAGUACAGUUUUAUAAAGUGACUUUUAUUGACAUUUUAGUAGUUUGAAAUAUUAUAGUGUAUAAGAAAUAAUAUAGAGAAAUAAGUCUGUAAAAUAAUAGAAAAUGUACUGACAGUUUAUUACAAGGUUUUUGUAGUGUAAAAUUCAACACCAACACUGACAAUAUAGCACUUUAAAUGAUUAAAAUUGUUCAUAAAAGUCACUGUUUCAAACUUUUAAGUAUUAAAAGUUGUUAGGAAAAUGAUCAAGGCCCCAUAAUGCAGUUCAAAAUCAUAAAUAAAUGGAGAAAAAAAAAAAAAGAAUCACAAAAUAUGGAAAGCUGAAUAUUUUUUACAGUGUAUGUCACUAAGAGUGCACUGUAAAACCUUAUUUGACCUCUUUAUUAGUCCAGUUCACUCCAAGAAUGAUAAUUAUAAUUAUUUUACACUCCAAAAAAGCUUUGUACUUGCUAUUUCUGUCUAAAAAUAUAUAUAAUUUACACACCCCUCAAGACGAAAAUGUAACAUUUAUUCACCCUCAAGCUUUCCUAAGUGUUUACGCUUUUCUUCUUUCACAUCAGCUAUGUUAAAAAUAAUAUCUUGACUCUUUUAAUGAACUUUGUAAUAGUAUUGAAUGGUGCCCGAGUUUUUAAAACUCCAAAAAGCACAAUUAUCCUUUAUAAAAGUAAUAUAGGAUUUACUGAAUUCAUUAUGAAGUGAAGCUCUAAAAUCCAUACUAGCUAACCAUCUUUACUAGCGUCAAGAAAAUAGAAAGAGAGUUGACUUGUACAACAUAUAAAUGAUCAUUGAUAGACACUCAAGUGCAUCAUUUUAAGAUGGAUACCAAUACCAGUAAACUACAGUAUAGCCAAAACAUUUCACUUCAGAGAGCCAUCUCGAGUCUCACCCUAGUUUCUUUUUUUUUCAUUAAAUCAAAUAAUUGUUAUUGUUUAGUCUGUUGUUAGACUGGUCUGGGGAAAAACUGGUGAAACCAUCGCACGCACCUCAAGCUUUACCUUUGAAAUUAUAUGGAUCUUGGGCGUUGAAAACAGGAGAGGAAAAACUAAAUAAAUAAAUAAUAAUUAAAAAAUGAAGAUUUUUUUUUUGAUAGAAACAGAAAAGGAGAACAAAUAAAACAAAAGGGAAAUAAAGAAGUAUCUAAAUAACGAAUUAUAAUGUGGGGAAAUAUUAAUAAGAUUAAUAUGAGAUACUUUGUUUAGUUUUUUCCUUUUAAUUAAUUUAUUUUUAAUUAGAUUUGAUAUUAAAGACAUUUUUUUAACCUCUACCUGACCCCCUCUCCCCCCUCCCCUCUUGUUUAUGUACUGAUGAAGGUGUUGUUGGGGAAUGGCUUCAGGCAAAGAGAAUCUUCAAUGGAGAUGAAUUCUGUUAACAAAUUUUUCCAGGAUGAGAUGUGAAUGAUAUUUAUUGAUUUCCAGCUCACCCUAGUUUCUGCUACAUCAUGCAAAGUAACUUUUUUGUGAAUACUGUAUGAAGCAAGCCAGUAAUAAUUGUUUAUUAAGUUUUAAAUAAGGAUAUUUUGGUCCCACUAUUUACUAAAUGGCCUUAAUUACUAUGUACUUACAUUUAAAUGACCUUGUAGUUAGGUCAACCUUUAUGUACUUCAAUGUACAAUUCACGCUAUUAACAAACCAUUAACUAAGAAUAUUAGCUCAAUAAACUGCUCAUUUUCUGCUUAUUAAUAGUUAGCAAGGUAGGGUAUAUUGGGCAGGAUUAGGGAUAUAAAAUAAGAUCAUACUUUAUACAGUAAGUGCUAAUAAACCGUUUUAAACAAUCUUAAUAAUAGGCAGGUAAUAUUCCAGUAGUGUGAAUUGUUACUUAAACUAAAGUGUUACCUGUAAAUUGUAUGCAAUUUGUACUAUGUUUUGAUGUAAGUACGUUGUAGUUAAUGCCACCUAAUAUAUAGUGGGACCUAAAUUUUUCUUACAAAAAGCUGUCACUUUACCUUAAAAGCCAUGCAUUAACCCUCUGUAGUCAUAUGGGUUACUGUUGGAUGCACUUUUUGUGGUGCAAAAACUCGAGCACCGUUUGAUCCCAUUAAAAGAGUCUGGGAAAAUAUCCAUUCAAAUAUUAUUUACUGUCAUCAUGGCAAAGAUAAAAUAAAUCAGUUAUUAGAGAUGAGUUAUUAAAACUAUUAUGAUUAGAAAUGUUCUGAAAAAAUCUCUCCUUUAAACAGAAAAUGGGGAAAAAAUAAACAGGGGGCUAAUAAUUCUGACUU